GCCCGCGCCGCGCCGAGCUUUUUUUGCGCUAUCACGACCGCGCCGCAAGAUAACGAGCGUGUGAAUUGCUUCCUGACACGCCUGCAACAAGUCGCUAUCGCUUUCGCCACAGCUUUUUGCUGAACGGCAGUAAAAACAGAGCAGCUCCUCCUAGCAGCGAGCAGCCGCCGCGGCGCGCGAGCCGAGAAACGAUGGCCACGAAAUCAAUAGUAAUAGACCUCGAGAAGUGCAUCGACAAGGAGGUAAGGGUCACCUUCCAGGGCGGUAGAGAAGUGCGCGGCGUAUUGAAGGGUUUCGAUCAAUUAGUAAACAUCGUGCUCGACGACUGCGUCGAGGAGAUGCACGACCCCGACGACCCCUACAAGAAGACGGACGAAAGAAGGAGGCUGGGCCUGGUGGUGUGCCGGGGGCUGCAGGUGUCGCUCGUGUCGCCGGUCGACGGCAUGGAGGAGAUCGCGAACCCGUUCAUCCAGCAGGAGGAGGAGGUCGUGUAAUUACGUUAGUGAAUU
Molecule: messenger RNA, 509 nt
Organism: Pelagomonas calceolata
Lineage: Eukaryota; Pelagophyceae; Pelagomonadales; Pelagomonadaceae
Source: the annotation of a GenBank genome assembly